AUGGAUCAUGUCGGCCAACAACAUGAUUUCCUCCACAAAAAGUUAACUGAGACUAAUGUUAUACAUCCACUCCACUCACGCAUUAAUGAGUGGGAGAAUGCAUCAAUUAAGAAAAUUCAAGAAGUGGCAAAAAAAGCUAGAACUGAUUUAGAAAAAUAUUUAAAUGAAACGAAAACUGAAUGCAGAGAAUCGCUCGGCAAAAUAAAGAAUGAAUUAGCAUCGAGUCGUCAAUCGAAUGAUUAUACCGAAAUAGAAUUGAAAGAAUGGACUGACGAAAUAAACAAACUUCGCCAACUGCUUGAGAAACCAUCGACCAUUGAUAUUGUUGAAGAUGGUCAAUCCCAGCCACUCAUUCGUGUUGUUCAACAGAAAGAUUCGGUAUCAACAAAGGUGGCUGACGAAUGGAAAAGUCCUUCAAAAAAACAAGAAUUUGCCGAGCCCGGUACUUACAAGCCACUGGAUCAGAAUUAUUCAUUUCUCAUGUGA
Rotaria sordida is the source of this 486-nucleotide messenger RNA. NCBI's taxonomy places the organism in Eukaryota, Metazoa, Rotifera, Eurotatoria, Philodinida, Philodinidae. The record is from the annotation of a GenBank genome assembly.